This is a messenger RNA of Raphanus sativus (radish), 1446 nucleotides long. RefSeq lists its product as uncharacterized. Bases 1 to 1386 code for a protein of 461 amino acids. The record is from RefSeq and is a predicted model, not a curated record. NCBI's taxonomy places the organism in Eukaryota, Viridiplantae, Streptophyta, Magnoliopsida, Brassicales, Brassicaceae. The transcript has 3 exons.
AUGGUGAUUGGGGCAGAAGCCGGUGCCGCUCUCAGUGUCCGAGCAUUCGAGGAGCUGGUUUCGGUGAAGAUCAAUCAGGGCCUGUUGUCGCUAAAGAUACGUCCCAACUACAAUGUGGUAACGGGCUAUCCGACCAAGACGAACGACUGGCAGCGAUCGUACUUUUACGUUAAGUCUGAUCGCUCGGCUUUCGAGGAGCCGCUGAAGACCGGUUACCGUGUUCUUUGGAACAAUGAAUUUGUCCCCCACUCGAAUACCGCGGAGUACGAGGAAGAUUUUUUGGAGAGUGCUCGGAUCGUCGCGUCUCAGAGGCAAGAUCUUUGGGAGAACUUCUCGUACGGGAGGAUUCGCAGGUCGGCUGAUCGGAUUAGACUACAGGUUUGGCGUUCGGAUACUGUUCCGAUUAUCACCAAGAAAUCGAAAAGAAUCAACCUGUUCAACAAGGCCGAGCAGACGGAGAUCAAUCGGGCCAGAGUUAUGAGGGAAUUGCCGGAUCUACGCUUGGUGGUUGGGAAGCAACUUGGGUUUGUGGAGCCGGACCAAAACUCCAACGCAAACUCGCCUAAUCUCGAGGAGCCUAAUGCGACUGAGUCAGAUGAGGUUCAGCUCGUGAGGAAAACGGGGAACAUGAGAAAAGAGAGGGAAGGCGCUUCUUCCGAGGGGAAACAGACCGAGGAGACUUCCACCGGUGGGGGUGCCGGGUCGGAGAAGAAAAGAGCGCGAAAGGAUUCCUCAGAGGUUCGACCUUCUUCUGUGGAAGAAGGGGAGCUCCAAGCCUUGGAGCCUAGUAAUGGUUCUCGAGACGACAAUCUCCCGAAUCCAUCUCCCGGUGGCGGUCAAGCGGGUGAGCAUCAAGAGACUUCUUCUAAAGUGAAGAAGAAGUCGAAGAAGAACAAGAAGAAGAAUAACGGCGGAUCCUCGGGGCAGGAGGGGGCGUCUGAUUUGGAGAAGGAAACCGUGGGAGCCCCGACUGCUGCCGUUUCUCUCCCAAAGGCAGCGGUUCGCGAAGAUGCCGGGGGAUCGAGCAGGUCCGCUCCGAAGACUCAGGAGAAGGAAGCUGUGCCGAAGGACCUUCAGGGGUUUUGUCCGGACAAGGUCGACUUUAUCUUUAAGCGGGAUACUCCUCUUGUUUGCAACGAGAGAGACUGUGCUCGCUUUGUCCGCCAAGUCCGGGGGAGCAGAAAGCAUCUCCCACUCGUCAAGGAUCUCGUCUUCCAAGACGACUACACCGCCGCCGCCGGUUCUUCGGUUAAGGUAAGGACAGUUUUUGCGUUUCGUCCGUUCCUCGUCUUUCUCCUAACUUGGUUGUCUCACUCUCUUUCUUUGAUGUGCUGCAGAGCCAAGGGGAUUGGAAUGAAGUCGUCCGUAAGUACGACGAGGAGCUGAAGAGGACCUAUGGUGUGAUCGAUAGGCAGCGACACAACACCAAGGAAGCGACGCAAGCCC